Messenger RNA from Hevea brasiliensis (rubber tree), 1169 nucleotides. RefSeq lists its product as uncharacterized. Bases 84 to 845 code for a protein of 253 amino acids. NCBI's taxonomy places the organism in Eukaryota, Viridiplantae, Streptophyta, Magnoliopsida, Malpighiales, Euphorbiaceae. The transcript has 4 exons. The record is from RefSeq and is a predicted model, not a curated record.
UCACAUGUAUCGAUACGAGUCUGGAAACUGGCUCAACGUUCCAUUUGAAAUUGAUUCUGAACUCAAAAAUCUGUGACAGUGGCAUGGCGAUGGUGGUUGAUAUGGACGCCAAAGGAGAGUUAGGGUUUCCGUACUGGACUCCAGUUCGUCGACGUUUGAACCCCGAUUCUCCAUUCUUUGCUUAUGGUAACAUUCAGAGGGAGCUCUUCGCCAAACAGGUUGCAUUGGAUUUAACAGAAGAUGAAAAGAAUCAUUUACAGAAUUUGGUGGAUGAGGAUGGCAGGGAUAUUUUUUGUCCCAUUGUUGGAUGUGGUGCACGCUUGACAUUUUUGGAAGACUUUGAAGACCAUUACAAUGCACGGCACGCUGCAUCCUGUUCGGUGUGCUCUAGAGUUUACCCAACUUCUCGCCUGCUCAGCAUACAUGUAUCUGAAGCACAUGAUUCAUUUUUUCAAGCAAAAGUUGCACGUGGCUAUGCCAUGUAUGAAUGCCUGGUGGAAGGUUGUGGUUUGAAAUUCAAGAACGACAAAAGUAGGCAACAGCAUUUGGUUGACAAGCAUAAAUUUCCCAGGGCAUUUGAAUUCUUCAAGAAGGCCCAUCCAUCCAAGAAAGCUAGACAGAAGCACCAGCGUAAAGAAGCAAUUCAAAAGAGGGGAGAGACUUCAUCCAAAAUGGAAGUAGAAGGUGAAACCAUUGAUGGCCUUGUUUCAGCAGUUUCUAGAUUAAGCACUUCAGAUUCUUCUCCUUCUUCUAUCAGCUUUGGUCGCCACCAUACACGUGGUUUCAUAUUUUUACCCAGAGCUGUUAAGCGAGAACAUAGCGCACACAAUGGAACAAAGGGAUAGCCACCUUACAUGCAAAUAACUAGCUUUCUUCCACCAAUACUGUCAAUGGCAUCUGCAUGUAACAAUGAAAGGCUAUAUGAGAGCUGUAGGAGACGGCUUGAAUUUACUUCAGAAGUUGAAAUGGUGGGGACAUGCUGACUGCCUUCUUCUGUCUUACCAAAAAAUUUAUUCUUAGUGAUUUCUGAUAGUAGUUCUUUGUUUUGAUUUCUAUUGAAUUUAAUUUAAUACUUCAGGAUGAUCUGUAUUUGUGGAGUUGAGUUGAAUGUGUAAUCUUUGAGGAAAAGAACCCACUGAUGGUUAAUCGUAAUGGAUUUUAUUCCAUGC